Messenger RNA from Xyrauchen texanus (razorback sucker), 2090 nucleotides. RefSeq names its product GTP-binding protein Rit1-like. Bases 153 to 788 code for a protein of 211 amino acids. The record is from RefSeq and is a predicted model, not a curated record. Gene Ontology annotation, biological process: Ras protein signal transduction. Gene Ontology annotation, molecular function: GTPase activity; GTP binding; calmodulin binding. Gene Ontology annotation, cellular component: plasma membrane. NCBI's taxonomy places the organism in Eukaryota, Metazoa, Chordata, Actinopteri, Cypriniformes, Catostomidae. The transcript is spliced from 6 exons.
CCGUUUGAGCGCUUCUCCGGUCGUCCAUGAGCUCUUGAUGUUUACAGUGAGAAUUGUAUGGCAGGAAUAUUCUAACAUCAAAUAUUUAAACAUAAUUUGCAUCCAAACAAAAGUUCCAAUGGGGACAGAGAUCCUGUGACACAGUUAUUUGGAUGGAGUCCUCAAGGGGCACAGGCGGUCACUCCCGCGAGUACAAAUUGGUGAUGUUAGGAGAGGGUGGUGUGGGCAAAAGCGCCAUCAUCAUGCAAUUUAUAAGUCACAGAUUCCCAGAAGAUCACGACCCUACUAUCGAGGAUGCCUAUAAAACACAGAUCCGUAUAGACGAUGAGCCAGCAAACCUGGACAUCCUGGACACAGCAGGUCAGGCAGAGUUCACAGCGAUGCGUGAUCAGUACAUGCGGGCAGGAGAAGGUUUCAUCAUCUCAUACUCCAUCACAGACCGCCGCAGUUUCCAGGAGGCACGGCACUUUAAGCAGCUGAUAUACCGUGUGCGACGCACUGUGGACACGCCUGUCGUACUGGUGGGAAACAAGUCUGACCUGGUCCAACUCAGACAGGUGUCUGUGGAGGAUGGCAAACAGCUGGCGAGAGAGUUCCAGUGCCCUUUUUUUGAGACCUCCGCAGCGUUCCGUUACUAUAUUGAUGAGGUGUUUGCCGCACUGGUGCGUCAGAUCCGUCAGCGCGAGGCUGAGAUGGUGCGUGGGAGCGAGAGAAAAACUCGACGGAGCCAUUCUUUCUGGAGUCGCCUUAAAGCUCCUUUCCAAAGGAAACAGCAGUCCGAGCACUGAGAGAGCCACAGAGAAAAGCAUGAUGGGGCAGCAUGGCUCACUUGCCUGCUGCUGUAUUAGUUCCACCAACCUCGGGUGGCUUGAGGACUCUUUUCAUAUAUUAUAUUAUAUUAUAUUAUAUUUGAUUGGUUGCAUUUCUAAUCAUUUCAGAUGGAAAAUAGACUACAACAACCCUCAACUGUUGUGAUAUGGGAUGUGGGCUGAUUUACUGAAUUUAGUGCUUAGAAAAGAAAUAUAAAGCUUGACAGUAGCAACUUUUUUUUUUAUUUUUGGACAGCAUUAUAUUUUGUGAAGGUGAUAGUCAGGGGAAUUAUUGUCACCUCACAUAUUAACUGGUGUAAAGGUGGGUAACAGGGCAUAGAAGGAUUAAUACAUGAGUAAAUCUAAAGUGAAAAGAGAGGUACGGUCAUGUCAGAUUCUGGAUCAAAGAUUUGCUGAGAGGAAAUGAUGGAGUAUAUGGAGGUGGAAUGAGCUUUAACAGAGAGCUAAAAGCAUGUCGGCAGAGUAAAGGGAAAGAGCAUAGUAUGUGCAAAGAUGAAUUGUGGUAACAGGCUAAAGGUUCAUGGUAGAUAAAUUAACUCUAUCUGCCAGUAUAAUGAGUACUGUAAACCAUUCCUUUAACCUGACUGUAGUUUUUAUUUUUAUUUUGUCUACAUCUAGUCACAUUUAAAAUAACAUUGCUGUAGUUGAGGAUGAAAAUCAAACACAACUUGUAUUUGAUUUGAACUCAAUAGCUUCUUAGUGAAUAGUGAAUCUGAAGUAAUAUGUCCAGUCAUAAUUCACACCAAAAUCAAAAGAAUACAAUAUAUGUGAAUUUACACUAAAUAGAAUUAUAUUUCUUUGCAUUAGGGUAAUAAAAACGGGGUGAAAUAUGACCUGGAAAUAUUCUUGACAGAGUUUCUUUAGAAAUUCUAUGAAGUGGUUGCAAAAUACACUGUAUGAUUGAUUUGUGAAAGUGUUUAAGCACACAAACAGAUUGAAUGACUUGAUUACGCUUGAAAAAAGAAUAGUUUCCUUUAUUUUUUACACAGGGUAUUUAGUUUUUUGUAGUCAUUCUGUAGGAACAGAUCUCUUCAAUGUGGUUGAUGAAGGUGUGUCCAAAUGUAGAUAUUCUCUUAAACAUGUUGUGCACUUACUACACAUCACACGUGAAUUGUAUUUCAUGCAAAUUCAUGUUACUUUUUUCUUGUGAUUAUUCGAUUUUUUUAUUUUUUUUUGCUUUUAACCAGAAUGGUUUUACUAUAUUUUCCCUUUAUUUAUUGCCAUCAAAUAUUCUCUAAUAAAUUUCACUUUACCAAUAUA